This is a messenger RNA of Saprolegnia diclina VS20, 1292 nucleotides long. RefSeq lists its product as hypothetical. The record is from RefSeq and is a predicted model, not a curated record. The coding region runs from base 1 to 1209 and encodes 402 amino acids. Gene Ontology annotation, cellular component: protein phosphatase type 2A complex. Gene Ontology annotation, biological process: signal transduction. NCBI's taxonomy places the organism in Eukaryota, Oomycota, Saprolegniomycetes, Saprolegniales, Saprolegniaceae. Gene Ontology annotation, molecular function: protein phosphatase regulator activity. The transcript is spliced from 2 exons.
AUGACGUUUGUGGGCAAGGUCUGCGCGGCCGCGAUCGCGACGCCGUACGACGGGUCAUCGCCCGACAAGGUGGCGUCUAAGACCAAGGUGCUCGAGGACCUCGUGAGCCUUCUCCAGGACGAGGCAAAAGCCGUCUCGCUCUUGACCGAGACGUCCAUGCCCCAUGUGAUGCACAUGCUGCAGCUCAACCUCUUCCGCGCGCUGCACCCGCCCCGCGCCGACUUUGAUCCGGACCAAGACAUGCCCGAGAAGGACAUUGCGUGGGUGCACCUCCAGCCUGCGUACUCGAUUCUGACGUACGUCGUCCGCGCGCCGAUUGCGCCCCGCCUGGCCAAGCGCCACAUCACGCCGUCGUUUUGCUCGCAACUGCUCGGGCAGCUCCGCAGCGAGGACCCCGACGAGCGUCUCGUUGUCGCAACACUUCUCCACAAGCUCUACGCCAAGUUCAAGAGCCUCCGCGCCUCGUUUCGUCAGUCGGUCGGCCACAUUUUUCUGCAGUUUGUCGAUGACCCAACAACGUUUCCAUUUGGCAUUGGUGAGCUCCUCGAGGUGUUUGCGAGCAUCGUCAAGGGCUUUGCGACGCCGCUGUUGCACGACCACGCGACCUUCAUGACCAAGCACCUUCUCCCGCUCCUCAAGCCCACGAGCUUGCCGACGUACCACCAAGCGCUGCUCCUCUGCCUCAGCAUGUACCUGGAGAAGGACCCCAAGACGGUUCACCCGAUACUAGCGCAUACGCUCAAGUUUUGGCCGUGGCAAGCGACGUCCAAGCAGAUUUUGUUUUUAAACACGCUCGAAGAAACGCUCGAGCUGACGCCGAUCGAAGAGCUCAGCACGUUUGAGAAGCGCCAGGUCACGUCGGUGAUCGCCAAGUGCCUCCAAAGCGAUCACUUUCAGGUCGCCGAGCGGUCCCUGUUCCUCUGGAACAACCCGUACUUGAUCAAUCACUCGGUGCUCAACCAAGACCAUGCGCGGGAAGUGUUGCCGACCUUCUUUCCCGCGCUCUUCAAGGCCUUCAAGCUCCAUUGGAACAUCACUGUGCGCGGCCUCGCCCGGAGUGUGCUCGAGAUGUACACCAAGUACGACUUUGCCACGUAUCGGCGCUGCCUCGAAAACUUUGAAGCGGACCAGCUCGCGCUUCUGGCAGCCGACGCGAAGAAGGAAGCCAAGUGGAGAGCCCUCUUCGAGCGCGUCGCGAUCGUCGGGUAGAACGCCACGCUGUGAUAAGACGACGAUGUAUAUAUAUACUUGCACAUGUUUAUGGCACGCAAUACAACCCAUGACGCGAUGGC